UCUAUAAAAACCCUCUUAAUCUAUACCGAGUAUCUGUUUAAACUGGGGGAUUUUCAAUUUUGCGAUUUUCGAAUAAGAAUCAAAACCAAACCCUAUUUUACGACUCGCUUGCAGUGAGCACACUGAUACAAAGCAGCAAACACUGCUCUCUUCUCUUCUCGGUAUCUUCAAUUCUGUUAUUGUUUUAAAAUUACAAAUUACAAGUUGUUGGAUUGGAACUUCUUCUCUGUCUAGCGCGUCCUUUUUGCUCUAAUAAAUGGAAACAAAACCCUCCAGUUCCUCUGCAAAUUUCGUGGACCAAUUAGUGUGUCCUGGAGAUGUGGUUCUUGACCUGUCUAGCAUGACAAACCAGACAAUUAAACUUGGAGGUGGUCUACGACAGGAGUGCGAUGCAAUUUCCGUAAUGAAGGCUGGCAAACUAAGGUUCUCAAAACCCAAUAAAUACUGGGUUGAAAAUUCUCAGAAGAGGUAUGUGCCGCAUGCGGAGGAUUCUGUACUUGGAAUUGUUGCGGACUCCAGAUCAGAUAACUUUCUUGUGGACAUAAAAGGACCAGCUAUAGCAUUUUUACCGGUGCUUGCAUUUGAAGGAGGAACUAGAAGAAAUAUACCUAAGUUUGAGAUAGGUACUUUGCUUUACGUGCGGGUUGUUAAAGCAAACCCUGGAAUGAAUCCAGAGUUGUCAUGCACUGAUGCUACUGGGAAAGCCGCAGAAUUUGGUGCUCUAAAAGAUGGCUAUAUGUUUGAGUGUACAACGGGUCUCUCAAGGAGGCUUCUCAGCUCACCCACGUGUCCAGUUCUUGAUGCUUUAGGGAAGAAAAUUUCCUUUGAGAUCGCAGUUGGCUUAAAUGGACGUGUUUGGGUCAAGGCAGCAUCUCCACAAACAACUAUUAUCGUAGCUAAUGCGAUCAUGAAUUCAGAGACACUGAGUGAUGCUCAGCAGAGAAUAAUGGUUGAAAAGCUGCUACAAAGAAUCCAGUGAUCAAUUUAGUCAUACGAGUAGCAAUAUUUAAAUCCUAGUUAUGAAAGGUUAUUCUUUAGUGGUUGAAAAGCGGUUACGUUUUUUGUGCACACCAAAUGCCAAUGCUUCUUGAGGGUAAGCACUAUCCACCAGACUACCACCACUAGCUAAAGGACACAAAGGAUUAUCAACGCCUUCAUGUUUAAUGUGAUGAUGAGUUAUUUAUGAUAAGAGUUUACAAGUUGAGAGAUAUUCAUGAUAAGAAUUCGAAAGUUCUUUGUUAGUAGGAGUGUAAUGGUUAUAUCAUUCUGUCUCCACAGAAUUCACUGCAAAGCCUGGCUACAUGGAAUUUUGCCUGAUGAAAAUAUUUGAAAGAAAAUGAGUCCUUAGAUUUGGCAUUUUUAUUGUUA
This is a messenger RNA of Vigna umbellata (rice bean), 1368 nucleotides long. The record is from RefSeq and is a predicted model, not a curated record. Lineage: Eukaryota; Viridiplantae; Streptophyta; Magnoliopsida; Fabales; Fabaceae.